AUAAAAGAAACAAAGUGCCAUUAUAAACUAUGCAUUAAAAAUACUGACGGAAACAUAUCUUUACAAGUAGGAUUUUCCAUUGAGAUAUCAAAGUGCUAUUUUAAUAAAUACCUCACGUCAAUCUUUGCAUUGAAGAUUUGGCUACCCCAAGCAACAUAUACCUCUCAUCGUUAUUUUUUUCACUUCAUAAGGUGAUUUAACUCCUUAAGUACUUUCACUGGAGAUUGGAGGUUACAUCGAUUUGUGCAGCAGAAAAAUCUAGAGAAAAUGAAGCAACCACUUCUUUGGACAGCCGUAGCGCUCUCUAUGGUCUUUUGGGUUCAUUCAAAGGGCAUAGCCCAAUAUGAACUUGAAGAUGGCAGCUGUUCUGAAGCGGUUAUAGGAGAUUUGGUACUGCUUCAAUACUCUUCCAGACGUUCGAUACCAGUUCAAGAACGACAAUCAAAGGUGGUUUGGUAUGGCGAUGAAACUUUAUACUGUGUAUUGGUUUUAAGUAAGCAAAAGUCGCAUAGAAAUUCCACUGUUGAAGUGCUAAAAGGUGGAGUGAAUCACACUUUUGUGGAACUCCGGUUACACUCAGAACUUGGAUUCGGUUUUCAAUACUGGGUUAGAGGUUUCGGCAAGAAAGUACAUCCAUUGUAAUUAACAUCUGGCAAGUAAUAACAUAAUAUUAUUCUGUAAAGGGUUGUUUUCUUAUUGUUUCAACUGCAAUACUUAAAUUUUGAGGAGUAUAUACCUAUGUUAUUUUUACACCUACUGAUAAUAAACUAAUUCCAACAUUUCCGUAAAAAA
Molecule: messenger RNA, 792 nt
Organism: Acanthoscelides obtectus
Lineage: Eukaryota; Metazoa; Arthropoda; Insecta; Coleoptera; Chrysomelidae
Source: the annotation of a GenBank genome assembly